GAUAAAAAUAGACAGAAAAAACAAGAAAAACCGCCAUAGCAACAAUGAAGCAGAGCUCAUCGUCGGAGGCGGUGUCUUCGUCGUCAUCAACCAUCGACCUAUCUCAUCCCUCCGUCCCUUCUCCAUCAUCGAAGCCUCUCUGCUCGUCCUCGAUUUCCCCGGCCGAAGACCUCCACCUCGGAUCAUCUCGAGACGGGAGCGGAGGGGCUCAAGAGAUCGUAGCCGUCGAUCGCCGAGGAGAGUACACAGCCGUGUGCCGAUGGACGGUCGAAAACUUCACGCGCGUCAAAGCCAAGGCACUGUGGAGCAAGUACUUCGAUGUGGGAGGCUACGAUUGCCGCCUCCUCGUCUACCCUAGAGGCGACUCCCAGGCUCUCCCUGGAUACAUCAGCAUCUAUCUCCAGAUCAUGGACCCUCGCGGCGCGUCGUCGUCUCGGUGGGACUGUUUCGCUAGCUACCGUCUCUCGAUCGUCAACCAUGUCGACGAAUCCCUCACUAUCCAUAAGGACUCUUGGCAUAGGUUCUCUAGUAAGAAGAAAUCGCACGGGUGGUGCGAUUUCACGCUUAAUGGGAGUGUGUUGGAUCCGAAGAUGGGGUUUUUGUUUAAUAACGAUUCGUUGCUUAUUACUGCUGAUAUCUUGAUUCUCAAUGAGUCAGUUAGCUCUAACAGCGAUUCGGGAUCACUGUACAAGGAGAAUUCAUUAGCUGGAGGACCAAUGCCGGAUGUUUUGAAUGGGAAGUUCACUUGGAGAGUAAAUAACUUUACCUUGUUUAAGGAAAUGAUAAAGACGCAGAAGAUAAUGAGCCCUGUGUUCCCAGCUGGGGAGUGUAACCUUAGGAUUAGUGUGUACCAGAGCGUGGUUAACUCUCAGGAGUACAUAUCGAUGUGUUUGGAGAGUAAGGAGACCGAGAAGACUAUGGUAUCGGAUAGGAGCUGUUGGUGUUUGUUUAGGAUGUCGGCUUUGAAUCAGAAGCCUGGGUGCGCUCACGUGCAUAGAGAUUCGUAUGGGAGGUUUGCUGCUGAUAAUAAGAGCGGCGAUAACACGAGCUUGGGGUGGAACGAUUACAUGAAGAUGUCUGACUUUGUGAAUCCUGAAUCAGGUUUUUUAGUUAAUGACACUGCUGUCUUUAGCACUUCGUUUCAUGUUAUUAAAGAGUUCAGUAGCUUUGCUAAGAAUGGAGGGUUGGUUGCGGGGAGAAACGGGAGUGGAGCUAGGAAAUCAGAUGCGCACAUGGGUAAAUUCACUUGGAGGAUUGAGAAUUUCACGAGGUUGAAGGAUCUUCUCAAGAAGAGGAAGGUAACAGGUCUUUGCAUCAAAAGUAAAAGGUUUCAAAUUGGGAACAGGGAUUGUCGACUUAUUGUUUAUCCCCGAGGGCAGUCCCAGCCACCGUGUCAUCUUUCGGUAUUUCUUGAAGUGACAGAUUCACGAAGCUCUAGUGAUUGGAGCUGUUUUGUUAGCCACAGACUAUCAGUUGUGAACCAGAGGUUGGAGGAGAAGUCGGUGACAAAGGAAUCUCAGAACCGCUACUCGAAAGCUGCAAAGGAUUGGGGUUGGCGUGAGUAUGUGACACUUACGAGUUUGUUUGAUCAGGACUCUGGAUUUCUCGUUCAAGACACUGUUGUGUUCUCCGCAGAGGUUCUGAUCUUGAAAGAGACAUCUGUAACGAAAGACUAUGUGGAGGCAGAAUCAGCUUCACAGAUUGAUAACAGCGUAAAAAGAAGUUCAUUUACGUGGAAAGUAGAGAAUUUUCUCGCCUUUAAGGAAAUAAUGGAAACACGAAAGAUCUUCAGCAAGUUCUUUCAGGCCGGUGGAUGUGAACUCCGGAUUGGUGUAUACGAGUCGUUUGACACCAUAUGCAUAUAUUUAGAGAGUGAUCAAUCUGCGGGUACAGAUGUGGACAAUAACUUCUGGGUCAAGUACAGGAUGGGUAUUCUGAACCAAAAGAAUCCUGCGAAAAGUGUGUGGAAGGAGUCAUCUAUAUGCACCAAGACCUGGAAUAACUCCGUCUUACAGUUUAUGAAGGUGUCUGACAUGCUGGAGGCUGAUGCUGGGUUUCUCGUGCGUGACACUGUUGUUUUUGUGUGUGAAAUAUUGGAUUGUUGUCCUUGGUUCGAGUUUUCAGACUUGGAGGUCUUGGCGUCAGAUGAUGACCAAGAUGCCUUAACCACUGAUCCUGAUGACAUUAUUGAUUCUGAAGAAAGUGAGGGCAUAAGCGGAGAUGAGGAAGACACAUUCCGAGAUUUUCUUUCCCAAGCUGGAUUCCAUCUCACGUUUGGGGAAAAUCCUUCUCAGCCACAGGUGACCCUUCGAGAGAAGCUUAUAAUGGAUGCAGGUGCAAUUGCUGGGUUUCUUACUGGAUUACGUGUUUAUCUUGACGACCCUACUAAAGUAAAGCGUUUACUUCUUCCCACUAAAAUGUCUUGUGAUGAUAGAAGCAAGCUAACAAAGAGUGAUGAAUCUUCACCCAGCCUGAUGAAUUUGCUGAUGGGUGUUAAAGUUCUACAGCAAGCAAUUAUCGAUUUACUUCUAGAUAUAAUGGUUGAGUGUUGCCAACCUUCGGAGGAAGGGUCUUAUUCUGAGCCUUCUUUGCUGGAUGCAAAGACAGAUGGCUGCGUGGCUUCAACUUCAUUGGAGGCAACUAGGGAAAAUGGAGCAGCAGAAGCUUCACAACAUCUUGUUGACGAGAGAUUUAAAUCUGAUGCAGAUGCUACUACUCUCAGUACCUCAGCUGUACAAAGCUCCGAGGUGAAUGGGAUCGAUAUGCUUGAGAAAGCCCUUGCAAUAGAGCCUGUUUCUCCCCCUGAAACAUACGCUGAGCAGUCUUCUGAUACUUCAGUUCAGUCAAAGACAAAGUGGCCAGAACAAUCUGAGGAGCUAUUAGGACUGAUUGUUAACUCACUGAAAACUCUUGAUUCGGCUGUUCCACAAGGUUGUCCAGAGCCUAGACGACGACCACACUCUGCUCAAAAGAUUGCUCUUGUUUUAGACAGAGCGCCUAGACAUUUGCAACCAGAUUUAGUUAGUCUGGUUCCUAAAUUGGUUGAGCAUUCGGAACACCCACUAGCUGCGUAUGCACUUAUCGAACGGCUUCAAAAGCCUGAAGCUGAACCAGCAUUGCGUGAACCAGUAUACAAUGCUCUUAGCCAGUUAGAUUGUGACACUGAAGUAUGGGAGCACAUUCUAUUUCAGUCACUUGAGCUUCUGAAUGAUUCAGGUGAGGAAAUUCUUGUGGCGGCCAUUCAUUUCAUAUUUAAAACUGCCUCACAGUGCCAACACCUACCUGGAGCCGUAAGGUCAGUCCGUGAACGGCUUAAAAGUCUGGGUGCUGAUGUAUCUGUUUGCGUCCUUGAAUAUCUGAGCAAAACUGUACACAGUUGGGCUGAGAUUGCCGAAAUGAUACUUAGAGACAUCAACUGUGACGACAGUCUAGAUGGCAAUUUUGGGACAUUACCCUUCGGGCCUUUUCUGAUUGGUGAAAACGAUUCCAUCUCCGAAAUGGAAGAUCUGAUGGAUAAGCAUGAAUUCUAUGUAAACAGACAGUUUUUUGAUGUCUACAUAUUGCUGGAAAUGUUGUCCAUAUCGUCCCUAGCUGUGGAGGCAUCUCAGACGUUCGAAAGAGCUGUUGCUCGUGGAGCCAUUGUUGUUCAGUGUGUUGCCAUGGUCCUUGAAAAACGACGUGUACAAGGGCCAAAUCUGAGUGCUACUCGUGGGGAUCCUGUAUUGGAGGGAGAGGUCAGCGAGGAAGAAGCCGCUGGAGGGAUUGAGUUCAGGGCACUCCUUAAUCUUGCGGAGACAUUAGCUCAUUCCAAAGAUCCUCAAGUGAGGGGAUUUGUGAAAAGGCUAUACGCAGUAUUAUUCAAAUGGUUUCCUGAUCAGCCAUUUAGGGUUCAAAUACUGAGGAGACUUGUAGAUAGAUUUACCAGCCCCACGAGUAGCAACGGAGAGUUAGACUUAGAGCUGCGGAUUCUUGAUAUUCUGAUUUUUCAGGAGCGAGAGGUUGCGAGACCUAUUUUAGCCAUGUUGAAAAAGGCAGUAGAACAUGCGAACAUUGACAGGGCUGCUCUGUGGCACCAACUGCGUGUGAACAAGGAAGAGCUUGUUAGGCUGAAGGAAGAAAAGAAGACAGAGAUUCAAACUCUGACAAAGGAGAAAUCUGGCAUCACGAAAAAAUUGAGUGAAUCUGAGGCUGCAAAGACCCGUCUUAAGUCUGAAAUGAAAGCUGAGACGGACCGGUUUGGUCGGGAAAAGAAGGAACUGGUAGAACAGUUUCGGGAUGUGGAGAGUCAGCUGGAGUGGGUUCGGUCAGAACGUCAAGAUGAGAUAGAUAAACUCUCUUCUGAGAAGAAAGCUCUUCUGGAUCGCCUUACCGAGGCAGAGACACAACUUUCUUUGCUAAAGACACGAAAGCGUGAUGAACUUAAGAAGACAGGGAAAGAGAAAACUGCUCUAACGGAGAAGCUAAAGGUAACAGAGGCAGCCCGGAAAAGAUUUGAAGAAGAGCUGAAACGGUAUGCAACAGAGAAUGCAACUCGGGAAGAAGUUCGCAAGUCACUUGAGGAUGAAAUUAGGCGACUGACACGAACAGUAGGGCAAACAAAAGAAGAGAAACGAGAGAAAGAAAAUCAGAUUGCUCGUUGUGAAGCUUACAUUGAUGGAAUGGAAUCCAAACUCCAAGCUUGCCAGCAAUACAUCAGCACACUAGAAUCCUCACUUAGAGAAGAGAUUUCAAGACAUGCGCCUCUAUACGGUGCCAAUUUAGACUCUCUAUCGAUGAAGGAACUGGACACAAUAGCUCGGAUCCAUGAGGAAGGGUUGAGACAGAUCCAUGCCCAUCAACAACGUAAAGGAAAUGGUUUAUCACAUGGUCUUUCUCACGGCCACACACUUUACCCGAGUACACCACCUCAGCUGCUUCCUAAUGGCUCAGGGGUUCACUCAAACGGACAUAUUAACGGUUCUGUCAGGCCUUGGUUUAGCCACCACACCUAAAAGAAUACAUCCUUUUUCAUAGGAAGACUACAACAAGAGAAUGGCCUCGCCACGUUGUUUUUGAGAGGUAAAUCAAUCAAUCAUUAAUUUUCCACAUAUAUAUUUAAUUUUGUCUGAGAUUUUCGGAGGGGCUUUUUUCGGCUGCUAGAACCAUUGGGGGAAUCAAAGUAGAAGAUGAAUAAAAAAUAUAGAGGCAUAUAUACAGAUGCGCAAAUAUGUUUGUGAAAGAAAAUAUGUUGUAAAAGAUGUUACGCCAAUGGUACUAACAGUUGCAAGAGUCUCUUAUGCUUC
Brassica oleracea var. oleracea is the source of this 5282-nucleotide messenger RNA. RefSeq lists its product as uncharacterized. The coding region runs from base 45 to 4991 and encodes 1648 amino acids. Gene Ontology annotation, molecular function: protein binding. The record is from RefSeq and is a predicted model, not a curated record. Lineage: Eukaryota; Viridiplantae; Streptophyta; Magnoliopsida; Brassicales; Brassicaceae. The transcript is spliced from 10 exons.